GAGAGAGCGUGUGACAGAGAAAGAGAGAGAGAGAGCACCCGUGAGAGAGAGAGACAGAGAGGGGGACGCAGAAGCGAGAGGGAGAGUGUGAGAGAGGAGGAGCGCUAGAGCAGGACUGUCAGUUUCUUCCGUGGCGCUUUCUGCCGGACGCUGCGUUUUCGGAUAGCUGGGGAGCGAGGGACUGCUGGAGAAGCGGCUGUCAUACGCACUGAGAGGAUAUUCGGCUCAGCCAAGGAGCGCGAGACACCCCUGCCCCCCCCACCCCCACCCCGUCCCCCCCACGUUCCUGGAGGCUGCUACAGCCAGGGGGGGUGCCCAGGUAAAGCUGGAUGCUGAGAGGCCAGAGACCGGGCUGCACUGGACAACUUGGAGCCCCCGAAACAUCUCGCCUGAAAGGACGUGGAGGGCGGCGUGACUGCGAGAUGGACCAGCGACGGACGUCGCGGUCUGCGGCCUGGCUCGCCUGCUCCCUCUGCGACCGGAGUGUGAUUCACAGCGCCCCCUGCAGGCUGCAGGGCUAACGGACCCGCUUUUAUCUCCACCUCAUCGGGAUGACCUUCCACUGAGACCUUUGCGCAGGCACACGCACAGCCCGGCUCUCCCCACGUCCUGCCCGGCUGCAGGUCUGUGGCUCUGCUCUGCCGUGGAGCCAGAGCGGCGGAUUGGUUCUGAUUUACACUUGAAGGCGGAUUUGUACCCCCGCAGCGGGUGACGGACCCUUCUGAGACGGGGGAAGGUGACACAGCGAGAGCGAGAGGGGUCUUCCAUUAGCGAGGGACCCUCGGAGGACCGGAGCGCGGACGCUCGCGUUCUCUCUCACUCGCCGAACCCGCGCCCUCACAAACGCAAAUCGUUUCCAUCUAAGCGCUCGCGGAAAACCCGCGGCUCGGACCGCGCGGCAGCGUACGAGGGCACAACCCGUUUUUUUUCCCCCGACGGACCGGAGAGAGAGCGGAGAUGUAAAAAAAAAAAAAAAAAAAGACAAAAAGAGAGGGGUGGUGUAAAGGACAAAAAGAAAAUAAAGACACGUGGAUACUACAAUGCGCGUUUCCCCAGAGUGCUCUGCGCCUGCCAGUUCUACAGACCUUCGGCGGCCCGGUUGGCCGGGAGUACGGAGCGCUGGUAAGCGGGAGAUGGCCCGGACAGUCUGCUCCUGAUUCGCCUGUCCCUCCAGCAGCUCGCGGCAGCCAAAACAAAAAGGGGGGGGGGCGUCGGAGUUCGCGCUCUCCGCCCCACGUGGCAGCGUUCCAGACGCUGCCUCUCGACUAGCGGAGCGCGGCGCGGCGCGGGGGCCAGAUAGCUGUCCCCGAGGCGGAGGGGAGGCGUUCGGAAGGGAGGUCGGCUGUGGGCGGAACACGAGAGGGCGUGCUUGCAGAGCGGAGAGCAGAGAGAGAGAGAGAGAGAGAGAGAGAGAGAGAGAGAGAGGGGCACUGGGAGAAUGCUGGGAUCCGAUGACAGUCUCUCCGGACCAGGCAGCCGCGGCUCGGCCCCACUGACAGGCUCCUGAGGCACAGGCGGCGCUCGGGGGAAGGGAUAAUGCAUAUCCCCCCCGUGCCUGCAGAAGAAGUCACCAUGAGCAACGUCACCGUCCGUGACAACACCGAGUCCAUCAGCCAGGCCAUGGAGGCGGCGGCGCCGUACCCCGUCAGCUUCCAGGUGUCCCUGACCGGCUUCCUGAUGCUGGAGAUCGUCCUGGGCCUGAGCAGCAACCUGACCGUGCUGGUGCUCUACUGCAUGAAGUCCAACCUCAUCAACUCCGUCAGCAACGUGGUCACCAUGAACCUGCACGUGCUGGACGUCAUCGUGUGCGUCUGCUGCAUCCCGCUCACCAUCGUCAUCAUCCUGCUCUCGCUGGAGGGCAACACCGUGCUGGUCUGCUGCUUCCACGAGGCCUGCGUCUCCUUCGCCAGCGUGGCCACGGCCGCCAACGUGCUGGCCAUCACGCUGGACCGCUACGACAUCUCCGUCAAGCCCGCCAACCGGGUGCUGACCAUGGGGCGGGCCGUGGUGCUCCUGGGCGCCAUCUGGGUGCUCUCCUUCUUCAGCUUCCUGGUGCCCUUCAUGGAGGUGGGCUUCUUCAGCCAGGAGCGCUCGGACCAGAACGGGACGGCGGCGGCCGUGGUGGCCCACACCAACCAGUACUACACGGAGCUGGGCCUCUACUACCACCUGCUGGCCCAGAUCCCCAUCUUCUUCUUCACCGCCGUGGUCAUGCUCAUCACCUACUCCAAGAUCCUGCAGGCGCUCAACAUCCGCAUCGGCACCCGCUUCCACGCCAGCCAGAAGAAGAAGGCCCGCAAGAAAAAGACCAUCUCCAUGACGACGCAGCAGGAGGCCACCGACGCCUCGCAGAGCAGCGGCGGGGGGAGGAACCCCAUGCUGGGCAUGCGCACGUCCGUCUCGGUCAUCAUCGCCCUGCGGCGGGCGGUCAAGCGGCACCGCGAGCGGCGCGAGAGGCAGAAGAGGGUCUUCCGCAUGUCGCUGCUCAUCAUCUCCACCUUCCUGCUCUGCUGGACGCCCAUCACCGUGCUCAACACGGUCAUCCUGAGCGUGGGCCCCAGCGACCUCAUGGUCAAGCUGCGGCUGGGCUUCCUGGUCAUGGCCUACGGCACCACCAUCUUCCACCCGCUGCUCUACGCCUUCACCAGGCAGAAGUUCCAGAAGGUUCUGAAGAGCAAGAUGAAGAAGAGGGUGGUGUCCAUCGUGGAGGCCGACCCCCUGCCCAACAACACGGUCAUCCACAACUCCUGGAUCGACCCCAAAAGGAACAAAAAGGUGACUUUCGAGGAGAGCGAACUGCGACAGAAAUGUCUCUCCUCAGGAGACGUGGAGUAAAGAGACAGACUACUUUCUCAAAAAAAAACUAAAUAUUUUAGAAAAAUAAAUAACAAUGAAGAUAAAGGACAAAUAAUUCACUUCAGGUACACAGAAGACACGUGAUUAAGGGAACCACUUGUCCAAAGCAGUUUGUGUAAAUAUGAGUGUAUCAAAUGUACAGAGUUAUCAGAGUGGGAUAAUUUAUUACUAUUUAUUGUGAAAACAAAAACGAUAGGUUUCAUAGGAUGGCACAAAAUAUGCUGUACAUAUUGCAUGGCUUUUUGUAACAGUAACAAUAUACGUUGUGUAUAUACCUUAGACGUGUAUAUAAUAUAUAUGUACAUAAAAUAGACACCUAGGCACUA
Molecule: messenger RNA, 3182 nt
Organism: Anguilla anguilla (European eel)
Lineage: Eukaryota; Metazoa; Chordata; Actinopteri; Anguilliformes; Anguillidae
Gene: gpr22a
Product: G protein-coupled receptor 22a
Exons: 3
Coding region: 1537-2835 (432 amino acids)
Biological process (GO): G protein-coupled receptor signaling pathway
Cellular component (GO): membrane
Molecular function (GO): peptide binding; G protein-coupled receptor activity
Source: RefSeq, a predicted model, not a curated record